GCGCCCAUAAAGCUGUCAAGGAGGGUUGUGGGCAAUAUGUCUGUCCAGUCGUGCGUCGACACAGUUUUUUGUGUCCUGUUCAAAGUUUGUUUAUUAUUAGGAUAAAGCCCUUGAGGUGUCGUCUUCGAGUGGAUUUGCGCAGGUGUGGUGACAUUCAAUUAGCUACAGACUGAGGAUAUAGCCUUUGGAAAUCUUGUGCGUCAAUCAAUUGUCUUCCAGAGGUUAGCCUACUUUUACUGUGAUGUGAAGUUGUGACAUUGACACUCGAGAAACAUCCGCAAAAAAAAGGAAAAGAAGAAAAACCUCCUGGGAAACACCCCCGCGGCCAAACAAGGCAGGGGGAAACGCCGAGCACUCUUUCUUUACCUGUAAACUGACGCCGGAAAAAGAACUUGGUACCUUCUGGUUCCCUUUGUACCAGGUUGAAUUAUUGUCCUGUGAAUAUAUUUGGACGAGUUAUGGAUGUAUGGGGGUGACAGCGACUCACAGAAUUUUCCAUUUCACAUGAACCUACAGCCGCCUUCACUUUCUCCCACGAGAGAGUUCACGGUCUGCUGAGCUUAGACGCUGGCGUUUUUCAACAAUGGGACAUGUUCAGAAGACAAAGAGUGUUUUGAAAUGUCUGCUUUACAUCCCUAUUACACUCUGUGCUGUCUACUUUAUAUCUCCGUGUUUGAGACUUUUAAUAGGCUACCUUCCUAUGGACAAAUGCUCUUUGGAAAGUGCAAAGAUGCUGUCUCUGGACUACAGUGUGGACGCCAGCCUCAACCUUUGGUCCAGACCUGAUGUGCUAACGUGUACAUCUUGGAAAGCUCCCAUUAUCUGGGAAGGGAUGUUUGACCCUGACCUUUACGAUCAGAUGCACAAGAUUGAAGAAUCCUCUGUGGCUCUUACAGUGUUUGCUGUGGGCAGGUACCUGGAUGCUUACCUUAAGAACUUCCUGAACUCAUCAGAGCAUCACUUUAUGUUGGGUUUGCCCGUAACGUAUUAUGUGUUUACGGACAUGCCAGAAAAGGUCCCAGACUUCAAGCCUGCUCCUCAGCGAAGCAUUAAGGUUAUCAAAGUACAGAAGAGCUCCAGGUGGCAGGAUAUCUCUAUGAUGCGAAUGAAGACUAUAUCAGAUGUCAUAGAGUCGGAUAUUCGCCACCACUGCACGCACGUCUUCUGCUUUGACGUUGAUCAGGUAUUUACUGGCCGAUUUGGUUCGGAGGCUCUGGGAGAUUCUGUGGCUCUGCUCCAUGCCCACUACUACCACCUUCCAAAGAGGUUGUUUACCUACGAUCGAAACCCAAAGUCCAAGGCAUACAUGCCAACUGGGGAUUUCUACUACCACGCUGCCAUCUUUGGAGGCUCGUGGAAGAGAGUAAAAGCGUUGACUGAGGCCUGCUACCAGAGCAUCAUGGAGGAUAAAAAGAAUAAUGUGGAGGCUCUGUGGCACGAUGAAAGCCAUCUCAACAAGUACAUGUGGCUUCACAAACCAAGCAAGGUGCUCUCACCAGAGUACUGCUGGGACACCAGUAUCGGCUACAGGAGUGACAUACGAGUCGCACGACUACUUUGGGCACCAAAGCAUUAUGACACACUUCGCACACCUUAGUGUGUUUUGGUCUUAAGUGCAAAAUCACCUCCCAUAUUUAAUAAGUGGCAUUCAAAACUAUCUGACAAACGUGACGCUCUCAGGUUUCCAUGCUCCUUGGCUCUUUGUUUUCUCAGGGGAUUUAUUUGCAUAUCUACAAGUGUGGAUUUCCUUUGCAUAGUUGUAGUGCUGUUCUACAAAAUAGCUUGUCAGUCCUUAUUUGUGUGUUUUUAAGAAUAUCAAAGUUUUUGCUGUGUGUGUAAAUACACUGGUUGAUGAAAGACACAUUUAUAUGUCAGUCAGUUUGUUUCCCAAUUCCUACUUUUUUGAUGAAUAAUGCUUGAAGUUGAAUAAAUCAUUAAUUUAAACAGGUUGUUUUGCCUAUGAAUCAUAGAAACAUCAUAGGCCCGUCCCACUUACCUAUUCAGGAAAGCAAUUUGCUGCUCUUUGUUAACUGUAUUCAGUGUUAUAGGCUUGUUCAAGAUGAGCCUCGCCUGUAAAGUGGACAGGAGCAGGCAACAAUAGCAGGGGGCAGAGACAAAAAGCAGUCAGUCUUCAGCCGUUUCAAAAAGUCCGCAGUCAGCACAAUAAAUCACAUCCUGUUAAAUCAAAGUUCAGCUUAUGAAAAUGUUAUCAGACGCAUUAAUUGGUUUAUUAGCAGUCUCUGUGUGAUUUUUGACAGUGUAGCCUGUUUCAACGCUCAACAGGCGAUCUGUUGCUGAUAUACAACAGAUCUGUAAUCUUAAUGUAUUUAGUCUCUAGGACCACUAAACGUCACCAUCAAAUAAACCUUGAAGUCAGACAAAUAUCAAUCAAAAUCUUUCCAAUUCAACAAAAAUGAAAAGUUUAUGAUAAAAAGUUCUAUUGUCCAGCAUUGGUAACGACUGCCCACAAUGCAAAGCAAUCCAGAAAAAGAAGAUGGACUCACUAAAAAGUUUGACAACACACAUUUAGUAAAGCCCAAGCAAUAGAGCAGCUUUAGGUCAAGGAAGCCUUGCCUUUAGUUCAUUUAGAAAUACGGGUUGAAGGGAGUAAACAACACCAAAUAUAGUAAUAAAUACAUUAUGCCAUUACUACAUCAAAGACAGUGGCUUCAUUUUGUUUCCCAAAGAUGUAGAUGUUUCAUGUUGUUUAGUCCGACUUCUUUUUCUUCUGUGAAUUAAUUUUCUUUUUGUAAACUUGGCUAGAAGACAGUGAUUUGAAUUGAUCCCAUUGACCAAUCCCUAAUACUUGAUCAAUAGUGAAAGUUUUUUUUUUUUUUUGUGAAUUUGCAUUUUGGUUUAUUUAUGUAUAUGUUUUUUGGAGACUGAAUUUCAAUUUUAUCAGGAGAGCUUUACAUUUAUUGGUGGGGAUUGAUGAUGACUGACUUCUUUCUACAUUUUUGUACAAAUGCAAUGUUUCUUGUAACCUAACCUUGAAAAUUAUGUAUGCAGUGGCAUUACAGAGUUUUCUGGUGAACAAUUACUUUUUGUAUGGGUGGCAUUCUUGGCAUGUUGGGACACAUUUACUGAUGCGUUGCUUUUCUGCAAGGACAUAAUUUAGUUUUUUAUUCCAAAUACAAUAAUUUGAAAGACAAAGUAAUCAAAUGAACAUUUUGUAAGAAUCUUUCAAAGAGAAGUAUAAUAUCCCAAAGCACCUUGCCCUAGAUAGGUUUCCUUAGAAAAAAAAAAAAUUGAAUUUAAGUUACAUAAUGCAAUAGCUCAUUCACGUUAAAGUCUAAUGAAAUUAUUUGACCUCUUUGCUGCCCUGUUGCAGCCAGGUGGUCUGACUAUCAAAAGCCAUUCCUGAAAGUUAUUUUGCUUUGUCCAACAAGUUGCCCUGGCUGCACUUUAGAGAUGGUAAAGCAACAAUAAUCAAGAUGAUUUAUUUGGUUUGUGUUUCUGGUGCUGUUUAUUGAAUAUGUGGUAAUAAGGCCACAUUGCUUCUUUAAAAUAUUUAAGUUGUGGAGUAAUAUUAUUGUAUAUAUGUUUGAGUGCUUAUAAGACCCUAAUCUGGGUGCGCGUUCCGAUUGCCUAAUAGUUCCCUGCAAAGUGGACUGCACAGAGUAUCCAACCACGUUAAAGGAGAAUUCCGUUUGAUUUCAACAUGUAGUUCUGUUGUUUGGAAAUUUGGAGUGCUAUCAGUAGCAAGAAAAACAAAAAUAAUCGGUGCUACCAACACCGUGUUAUCCUCCUGACAGUUAGCACUCAACAGGCUUCAAAAGGGCAAGUUUUAAACGUGUUUUUAGCAACUAAACAUGUUCAAAUUGUCAGUACAAGUGCUUCCCCAUGUUCAGUGAUUCCUGCCAAGGGAACACACAGAAUCUGACUGCAGUAUAUGUGACAGAAAGGCAUAAACGUUGUGUUAAUCCAUAUCUCUGUUUAUUUUCAUAUUUACCGGUGAAGUUCACAAUAGUCGAUUGUCAAACUCGUACAAUCCAAUAUUGCAAGAUCUAUUUUUUUCCACAAAAAAACAUUUGCUGCUGUUAUGUCCUUAGUAAUGACUAUGUAGAAACAGGCUGUAACCUGACACCACAGUUAAGCCAGCAGAGCUACAAGAGUUCAAGAGCUAUUGAGCAUGUGCAUAGGUAACUAAGCAACAGUGGGCUCUUGAACUGUGGUGUCAAGCUGUAACCUGUACUGCACAGAUGCACCAACCAGGAAGAGUCAGCAGGACAAUACGAGUGCCAUUGUCCCCGUCCACGCAGGCCAGGGUCAAGACUGUAGUCCCUCUAAAAACAAGAGACUGCUCUAUAGCUGUUUUAACUGUGUAAGACAAAAUGUGCACUGUUGCUGCUGGUGAA
Molecule: messenger RNA, 4358 nt
Organism: Etheostoma spectabile (orangethroat darter)
Lineage: Eukaryota; Metazoa; Chordata; Actinopteri; Perciformes; Percidae
Product: alpha-1,3-galactosyltransferase 2
Exons: 6
Coding region: 584-1597 (337 amino acids)
Biological process (GO): carbohydrate metabolic process
Cellular component (GO): vesicle; membrane; Golgi apparatus
Molecular function (GO): hexosyltransferase activity
Source: RefSeq, a predicted model, not a curated record